Messenger RNA from Naegleria lovaniensis, 2349 nucleotides. RefSeq lists its product as uncharacterized. Lineage: Eukaryota; Heterolobosea; Eutetramitea; Acrasida; Naegleriidae. Bases 1 to 2349 code for a protein of 782 amino acids. Gene Ontology annotation, biological process: protein ubiquitination. The transcript is spliced from 2 exons. The record is from RefSeq and is a predicted model, not a curated record. Gene Ontology annotation, molecular function: ubiquitin-protein transferase activity.
AUGACUUCACUUUCAUCCUCGGCAUUUGAAUCACCAUCCACGAGUAGCAGCCGAAUCAAAUCAUCAUCCUCUUCCAAUUCAACAUCAACCCGAAACAGAUCGAAAAAGAAAGGGUCUAACAAAAAACAUCAUGAAACUGAAAACCUUGAAUCUAAUUGCAUUAAAAUCGGGAAAAAUCUGUUUUUUGAAGACGAUGAGCGUUCCGAUUUUGAAGACAAUGUCACUUGUCACAAUGUGCAAUUAUUUAUUGACUCUCAAUUUGUUUGUGAUGAAAUGUUAAAAAAGAAUUCACAACAAUAUCACACAACUCCCUCACCCCCACCUCUAGUUUCUAACUUAAUAAUCAAAAAUCGAAUUGAACAGUUCACCAAACAACAAAAUAUAGAUCCCGAGUUAAUUUUAAGAGACAUGAUUGAAAAGGAAGGUAUUUUUACAAAAAAAGAAAUUGAACAGCAAGAAAAACAAAGAGAAAUGCAUUAUUCAAACAACAAUGAAAUGUUAACAAAACAAAAUGAAUUAUUUAAGAAAUAUGAAAUCAGAGAUCGUAAAAAUAGAGUUUUUGACAUUAGAAAUGUCAUUAGAUACAUCACAAAUGAAGAAGCUCUCUAUGCUCUCAAAUUAUGUAAUAAUAGUGAAGAAGAGACUAUCCUUAAAUUAAGCUCAGAUUUCUCAUUUCUUCAACAAAUCAGAAAAGAAAUUGCUUUAGAUUACAAUCCAAAUCCAAAUUUAACAGUUGAACAUUUGGUUCCCAUUGCUGAUAAAUGGAAUUAUGAAAUGGAAUCAGUGAAUGAAGAAAAUGAAAUGAAUAUUGAUAAUGACAAUGAAAUUUCUGAAACUCAUGAUACUACAAACAUCCAAGUUAACUCCACUCACAAAAAAAGGAAUUCAAAAAGAGAACAGAAAGUUGAAAGAGAAGAAAAUUCCUCAUUACUCCAUUCAGAUCUACCAUCGAGUCAUGCAUCAUCUAGUUUUUCUGAUGUCGAAGAAGAAGAAUAUAAGGAUGAUGAAAAUGAUGAUGAUUUUGUAAUGAAGAGUCAUUCAUCAAGGAGUAAGAAAAAGGCAUCUUCUAAAACGACUACCUCAUUGAAAUCUCAAAAGAAAAAGUCGUCUAAUGAUGCACACACAAUGAAAAGCAACCACACCAGAAAAAAGAAACAUCCAUCUAGUAGUAGUAGUAGUAAUAGUAAGAAUCACAAUUCAGAAUCAGGAGAGGAUGAAGAGGUCCAUGCACGCAAUUCAUCCUCUCGAAUGGUACGCCAUGACAUGGAACAAGCCAAUCAUGACGAUGACGACGAAGAAGAAUCCAUUCCAUCCGAACAAGAUGAACAAGACUUUAUCGAUGAUCAUGACAUUUUAGAAUUCAACCCUCAUGAGGAUGAAAAUUCAGAGGAUGAUGCCUCAUCCAAAGAACCCAAACGAAAAAGAAAAGCCUCUUCCUCAACAACCACCACAAGCACUUCCACUCGUCGUCGAAAACAAAAAUCCAAGUCCAACACUGGCUCGACACCAACAACAAGGCUUCUUCUUGAUGAUGCACUGACCGAUGUACAGACAAAAGAAGGUUGGUCCAAAGCAAGAAUUGAAGCCUAUGCAAAAAUCAAAACAAAUCCCAAUGUUUACUAUUAUAGAUUUAAUGAACCUGGCGAAUCACAACGGAAUGGCAAAUGGAGUGAGCAAGAAAAGGCCAAAUUUAUUAAAAAGCUGAAGGAAUAUAUUGCCGAGACGGACAACUUUCAGUGGGGCAUAUUCUCUAAACGUAUUCCAGGACGAGUUGGAUAUCAAUGUAGUAACUUUUAUCGAACUCUUUUGAAAUCAGGUGAGAUUAAGGAAGAUUGGGUUGAAAAUUUUAAAAAGAGUUGUGCGAGCAACAACAGCAAUUCCUCCAAUAAGAAACGUAAAAAGUCAUCACAACAAUCACGACAACAAUCUAAAAAGAAGAAGAAGAUGAUUCACGACGAAGAAGAGGAGACUCAUACACCUCCUGAUGAUUCUACCACGGUCAAUGAUAGUGAAUCCAUUUCCUCACAUACCGAGAGUACCAAUACAAAUACUACACUCGAGAGUAAUCAAGAUGAAGAGGAGGAAGAGAGCGAAGAUGAAGAAGCAGCGUUUGUCAAUUAUUUCCAAGGCUUCAUCGAUCCCAUCACAUCAGAAGAGAUUGAAGAACCUGCCAUUUCACCUUAUGGUCAUGUGUUAGGAUACAAGACUUGGCUUAAAGUUUUGAAUACCGAACCUAAGAAUACAUGUCCAUUCACCAAACAACCACUCACCAAGAGAAACUUAACCAAGCUCAAUUUUGAAAACUUUGAAGAGUAUCGAGAAAAGAUUCUAAAUUUUAAUGAGGAUUGA